Messenger RNA from Rhodamnia argentea, 1064 nucleotides. Its product is annotated as protein LURP-one-related 6. NCBI's taxonomy places the organism in Eukaryota, Viridiplantae, Streptophyta, Magnoliopsida, Myrtales, Myrtaceae. The record is from RefSeq and is a predicted model, not a curated record. The transcript has 3 exons. The coding region runs from base 17 to 793 and encodes 258 amino acids.
GUUAAAAGGAGACACCAUGUUGAUUCUCGCGUCUUCUUUUCCUCCAUCUUCAACGCACGCACCUCCUCUAUAUAAUCUUAGCUGCACAAAGUUAAAUCUCCUUCGUGAAGCAAGGAGCAAGUGUCCGCAAGAACGAUCCGAGACAGCGCGAGAUCAUCCGCAGAUGAUGGCCAUAGUGAACAAGGUGUAUUGCUCGCCGAUGGAGGUGGCCCUGGUUGUUCGGAGGAGGCCGCAUGCCGUCAGCGGCGGAGGGUUCGUGGCGACGGAUUGCAGCAGCAAGCGGGCUGUUUUCCGGGUUGACGGAUGCGGAGUCCUCGGCACGAGCGGCGAGCUCAUCGUGAGGGACGGAGAUGGGGACGCCCUCCUCCUCAUCCGCCGCAAGGCAGGAGGGAUCGUGCAAGCAAUGAGCAUCCACAAGAAAUGGAAGGGCUACACAUAUGAUUAUGAAGGUGCCCAGAAGCUGUUGUUCAGCAUCAAGGAGCCCAAUUCAUCAUCCUCACUAUCAUGCUUCUCCAGGAACGCAUCAUCUACCGCCAUCAAAAUCUCUCUGGAGCCUAGGAAAGUCGACGGCCCCGAUGGCAUCUUCCACGUCAAGGGUCACUUCCCGGAUAGGGACUGCAGCAUCGUCGACUCUGGAGGCAACGCAGUAGCACAGAUACAGAAAGAGAUGGCCGAACUGAUGGCGAGCAAAGACGUGUAUCGCGUGAUCGUGAAGGCCGGAAUCGACCAAGCCUUUGUGUGCGGAGUCGUUGCUGUUCUUGACCACAUCUAUGGCGAAUCCACCGCCUGCUAAAAACUCAAGAAACUGCCUGAAACCCCGAUGAUCAGUACAUUUUUACAGUCCAAAAAUCGCCCAAGAACAUGAGAGAUUAUAACAUCUCUCUCUCCCUCUGUCUAACAUUGUCAAUUUAUUAAUGUAAACAUGAAUUUUAGCCACAACCAGAAGUUAAAAAUGCGAUGCUGGUUACAUCUGAUUCUUGAAACGUAAAGCAAGUCUUGAUUGGUGUGUUUGCGGUGUAGGAUUGCUUAUACUGUACAAGUUAACCACGCAAAGGUGGACCGAA